Messenger RNA from Truncatella angustata, 1615 nucleotides. RefSeq lists its product as uncharacterized. Gene Ontology annotation, biological process: heterochromatin formation; leading strand elongation; DNA damage response. Gene Ontology annotation, cellular component: epsilon DNA polymerase complex; CHRAC. Gene Ontology annotation, molecular function: protein heterodimerization activity; chromatin DNA binding. The record is from RefSeq and is a predicted model, not a curated record. NCBI's taxonomy places the organism in Eukaryota, Fungi, Ascomycota, Sordariomycetes, Amphisphaeriales, Sporocadaceae. Bases 450 to 1460 code for a protein of 336 amino acids. The transcript has 4 exons.
GUUACAGGGGACUUGACGCGUCGGGGGGAGGGGCGCUGUGAAGACCAAUGCCGCUGUUUUUGACAAGAUACAUAGGCUAACCUACUAACCUUAGUACUCACUCAUGUAGCUUCGCUGUAGGGUAUCCGCGCAAUUGGCCUGCAAUACGGAUCCGCAACGUUGGGGACUGCGCAGGGAGAACAAUGCGCGACUCUGCUCUGUGUUGUCUCGUUGCAUACUGUCUUCAUCUUAUUUCUGCUUUGCGAAGCGAUCACUGAUCGUGUCGUUGUACUCGCGUCACAACACAGGCAAAAAAACACCAAUCGCCCAUGCUCAUUGGUUCAAUCGUCUCCGCCAUUGCCCUAUCUGGUCUUUCGCACUCCACCCAUACCUUGACACCCCUUCCACGACCCUGACCCUCGCGACUGAAGCUGUAAUCCCUUGCCCUUACUGCCUUACCCUUGCCCGUCAUGCCGCGCAAGAGCGAUACGUCGCGACGCAGUGACGUCUCAAUGGCCAGAUCUGCCCUCGCAGAAGGCACCGCUGCCAAUGCCGACCCACGCCCCGACCCUCCUGCCACACCUGCCGAUGCAACAGCCCCCGUCGCCGACACGACAGAACCUCACGAUCCUAUAUCGACAGAACCACAAGAAGCAUCCGAGGAAGUGGACAUGGAGCGAGCAAGCGAGUCGGCCGCCCCCAGCGACAAGAGGGACCGGGGGGACACGGUUGGCAUCGAGGAUCUGAAUCUGCCAAAGUCCAUCAUCACGAGACUGGCCAAAGGCGUCCUGCCUCCGAACACCCAGAUACAAGCCAAUGCCAUACUCGCCAUGACAAAAGCCGCAACCGUCUUCAUAAAUCACCUAACAAACGCCGCCAACGAACGAACCUUGAGCUCCAACAAGAAGACUAUAAUGCCCAACGAUGUCUUCGAAGCCCUCGAAGACAUAGAAUAUCCAGAAUUCCGCGACAUAGUACAGCAGGAAUUCAAGAAAUUCAACGAGGUCCAGUCCACAAAACGCAACACAUACAGGCGCAAAGUCGCUGCCGCUAAAAAGGGCGUCCCCUACGUCGAGACGCCCGGCCUCCUGCGAGAGCCCCGGGUCCCCGAAGCCACCGGCCCCCCUGGCACCACCUUCAUCGAGGACCCGGCCGCCGCGGCUGGCAUCGACACGUCGAGGUCCAUCAAGAAGCAGCGCAUGUCCUCCACGCAUCCGGCCAACAGCAGCGCUAUGUCAGGCGCGGAUGCGGACACCACGCAGGAGUACCAGGACGCCGAGUCCGAACCCGACGAGCCCAUCGAUGAGGAGUCCGAGGAUGAGGUCGAGCCCGAGUUAUACGACGAUGACGAGGAGCCCGAGGACGAGGGCGAGGGCGAGUUAUACGACGAGGAGGAGCCCCAGGAGCGGGAGUUGUACGACGAGCAAGAGCCCGAGGACGAGGACGAGGCACUAGACAAUGGCGAGGACAGCGACUCGUAGGGCGAGGAAGAGCGCAACCGCCGGCAGCGUGCUGCAAACGCCGUGUUUCUAGACCAGUUCUCGACUCUGGUUCUGCCUGCCGCGGGCAAGCAAUCGGCUGGGAAGAGGUCGAGACCGCAUGUCCGAACCAAGAUCUACGCGGAAAGGAUGAGCCU